AUGUGGAUAUCUGACUCGCAGAGCUCAAAUGCUGGGGAAGUUGAAGCUGCAGAUGCUGAAGCUCCGGCAGAAGAGCUGUUGGUGGGAGAUUCGCUGCGCAAGCAAAAGCGGAUGCGCUUGCAAGCCAGGCGGGCUGGCAAGACAGGCAGCCACAUUCUUCGGAAGGAGUCUCGUAGAGUGUUGGAAGAAAUGGCUGAGGAUGCUGACACUGUAGAUCUAACAGUUGCCGAUGCUGAAGCAGCAACCGACUUGGAUGCAAACAUAGGCAGACCGGUUGCCUUGGAGCUUGCUGUGCAGCAAUCUUCUGUGGGCACCCCAGUGCCUCAGCAUCUUCUGGGGUUGGUGGCUCCUGGAUCAUCUGCGGGUCUACAAGUUUCCUUGCUUCAGCUUGCGUCGGAAGAGCUAUCGUGCGCGCAACAGUCUGCAGGUGCAUCUGAGUCGCAGUCAGAGAGAAGAACAGACGAGUUUGGCAUGGAAGAUGAUAAUGUCGCAUCAACAGACCUGCAGGAUUUCUUCGCAAGGGUAUUGGAUUCAGGCCCGCGGCCACAGACUGCCCUGAAUGCAGAUGCAGAAGCUUUGGGCAUCCCCAGUCGAAACUUCAGCCGAAACUUGACUGUGUUGGCUUCGGCAACACAUUUGUGCAGCUCAGCUGCGUGGGCAUUGCAUUCCGGGAUGCUGAAGAGCAAAUUGGUUGAGGGCACUGUGAAGCUGAGACUUCUGCUUCGUCACCGCAUCUACGAUGAAACACCGGUGCGGGUCCGUGUGGCACCUGCCCAGGACGAUUCUCGCGGUUUGCAGAGAGCAGAUAGCUGUUUGGCCAAAGUUCUUCAGACGAGGUUCAAAAUUGGCAUGCUAGUUGAACAUGUCCCUUCCGGUCAACUUUCUUGUCACCAUGGAGUGUUGCAUGUGCCAUUACAAGCCUUAGAGACCACCACAGGGGAGGAUUUGGCUAAGGCACAAUUGGAUUUGCACAGAGGUUUGGAAAAGUUGGAGGCUCUUGGGGCCGACUGCGAUGUUCGUGUGAACAUUGCCACAGCGGAUAGAUAUUCCGGCAAUCUUCGCGCUGAGGAGCUGCUUCACACACAGAUGCCUCAAGACAUUCCCAGUCGUUUUCCUUGUCAAAUUCAUGACACGAGCCGAGCCAUGACCUGGCAAAUGGCGCCGGUUUCCGAAACGAUUACAGGCAUGAUUUCGACUGCCCUGGUGUUGGGCAGUGCCGGGACUUUGUCCAAAUUUCGGCAAAUACUGGCAGACGAAAUUGAAGCCCGCCUCCAGAUACAUGUAGGUGACAUUCCAGGAGGUGAGAUGGAGGACUACAGGCUUGCUGUGUACAACUUGUAUUUGUCUUUGAACUUGGCCAGAUCCAGUGACAAACGAUUGAACAGGAGGAAGCGACUUGUGCAGAGGAAAGUUUUGAACUACUUCUUGGCCAUGGAUAUACAAGAUGAGAGCCACGUGUUCAUCAUUCCUGCGCUCGUGCCGGAGGGACUGCGGCUGUUUCCUCGGCACAGAUGGUACGGUGGAGAGUUGUCAAUAGACUGGUGCGGUCUUUUACAAUCGCACCACGGACUAUUCAAAGCAGUGCUGCUUCGAAUGCUGGGGCCAAUCGGAAUGACCUCUCCGAUUGCUGAUCCCUCCUUGGCUCUCGCUGAUGAGGAGUCGGAUGUGCAUGAAGGAUGGCAGGCUUUGGCAGCCGACAUGCUCAGUCGACAUGGGCAGAGAGAAACCAUGGAAGCUGCACAAGCAGCGAACGCUCUUGCUGGAAGCAGUGCUUGGAGCAACGAUGUAGAAACACGAUUGGCAGAUCUCAAUACAGCUGCCAAGGCCAAGGUGCGGGCAUGGAUUUCAAGUGCUGAUCUGAACGUGUUCGCGGUUUUACGGACGGCUCUCAACCCUGUUGUGGACCUGCUGUUUCUGUAUUUGCAUAUUUCUUCGGACAAGUGGCGACACCACCAAGAAUGGUCUUUGUGCCAGGGCCAGGAGCGCUCAUACAAGCUGACAGAAGUCUUUUUUGGCCAAGGUUUUACUGAGGCAAAGCAUCGUGUGGAGAAGGUUUUCCAUUCAGGUGUGCCGGCUCUUGCUCGGGCUGCUUUGACACAGGCCAACAAGAACCUGCUUUUUCGUUUGUUGGGCAGAUUGAUCUGUGCUUUGGAGCACAAUCUGGGUGCGAUCCGCCAGCAGUCUCUGCUCAGAUUAAAGCCCUGCCAACUGGACAUCCUGUCGCAGUGGUUUGUGGAUACUUUUCCCACUGCAACAGAUCUGCGAUCAGACAUUUGCCGUGCCAUGGUUCAUACCAUUGCAGCUUGUGUCUCGGUGGAUGUUGCAGAAAUUGAGUGCCGGCAUGCGCAAGUGCGAAAGCUGUUGACUGCCAAAAGCACAACCUGGGACUCACUUCUCGAGACCCUCAGCGCAGACUUCUUGGUGCGACAGGUUGCUAAAGCACAAUCUGAGGAUGCCGAGGUGCUGGAUAGGUUGGCCUUCUAUAAGGAUCAUCCUGCGCCAGAUGAAAGUGCUUUUUGCGAGUUCCAGCAACAGCGAGAGAUGAGAAGGCAAGCCGCCAAGAAGCAUGCCCGGGCUGCCAAGGCCAAGCGUCGUGCAAUUGCUUUGAAAAGAAAGCAACGCAAGAGAAUCAUCAAACCUCCACAGGGUGGAGCUCAGCGAGCUUACCUGCACCGGGAGCUGCCGAAGGCUUCUCCACAAGACUGGAAGAACAGACGAGCGCUUUUCCGCCGAGUCAAUGCAGCCUUCAAGCGUAUGACAUCUGCCGAGAAGCAGACGUACACGGAUCUUGGCCAGGCAGGAUUGGACAGUGCCAGGGCCGGGUCGAAAGCCUUUCUGAGUGCAGCAGAACCAAAGCCUAGGAAGCGUCGGAGAAAGCAAAUCCAAGACAGCAGUGCUGUUGCUGCGGAAGGCUCUGAACUCGCUGUGCGACUUGUGCAGCCUGAGGAUACCGACUGGGGUAAACUCUGCAACAAAGCUUUGGACAUGCGCAAACAUGCGACGGAAGAUGCUGCAGGCAUAGCCCGGCAGCACGACGACAAAGAAGCUUUGCAACAGGGCCAUGUGGCAGCUUUCGUGGCUCAGGAUCUGGAGGCGAACAACAAGACGGCUUUGAUUGCAGACCUCUUUGGCAUGGGUGUUCCUUUUGCAUCCUGCCAGUAUAUUCCCGAAGCGGACAGCUUCCCGACUGGUCGCUGGCUAAAUCCUGCGGCCGAGCUAGCCAAGGUCUUUGACUGA
This is a messenger RNA of Symbiodinium sp. CCMP2456, 3237 nucleotides long. Lineage: Eukaryota; Dinophyceae; Suessiales; Symbiodiniaceae. The record is from the annotation of a GenBank genome assembly.